CUUCUUGCUCUGCUUCAGUAGUGGCUGAGCCAGAAAUGGGCACGUCGUCGUUGGCGAGAAGCGUUGCUCUUCUUACUCUGCUCUGCCUGCUUCUUACCUGUCAUGGGAAGCUCUCCACCAAGUUCUACGCCAAGUCGUGCCCGGGCGUGGCCGCCAUCGUCCGGUCGGUGACGGCGCAGGCAGUCGCCAAGGAGCCCAGGAUGGGCGCGUCCAUCAUCCGCCUCUUCUUCCACGACUGCUUCGUCAAUGGUUGUGACGCGUCCAUCCUCCUGGAUGACACGCCGACGUUCACCGGCGAGAAGAACGCCGGAGCCAACGUCAACUCCGUCCGCGGGUACGAGGUCAUCGACGCCAUCAAGACGCAGGUCGAAGCAGCCUGCAAGGCCACCGUCUCGUGCGCCGACAUCGUCGCCUUGGCGUCUCGUGACGCCGUAAACUUGCUCGGAGGCCCAACAUGGAACGUGCAGCUCGGCCGGACGGACUCGCGCACGGCGAGCCAGAGCGCGGCCAACGCCAACCUCCCAGGCCCGGGCUCCAGCGCGGCGUCCCUCGUCGCCGCGUUCGCGGCCAAGGGGCUCUCGGCGCGCGACAUGACGGCGCUCUCCGGCGCGCACACCGUGGGGCGGGCGCGGUGCGUCUUCUUCCGCGGGCGCAUCUACGGCGAGCCCAACAUCAACGCCACCUUCGCGGCGGUGCGGCAGCAGACGUGCCCGCAGACCGGCGGCGACGGCAACCUCGCGCCGUUCGACGACCAGACGCCCGACGCGUUCGACAACGCCUACUACGCGAACCUGGUGGCGCGGCGCGGGCUGCUGCACUCGGACCAGGAGCUCUUCAACGGCGGGACACAGGACGCGCUGGUGAGGAAGUACAGCGGCAAUGGCCGCAUGUUCGCCAACGACUUCGCGAAGGCGAUGGUCAAGAUGGGCGGCCUUGCGCCGGCGGCCGGAACGCCCACGGAGGUCAGAUUGAACUGCCGGAAGGUGAACUAAGAAUGGCUGACAUCCACUAUUCAGGGACGGAGCAAGGACGGCGACGGGGGCAGUUGUCUGAAUUCCGAAACAAAGAAAGCACUGAACCGUAUCCUUGCUUCAUGUUCAGCCCGGAUCCACACGGAGACGUCUUGUUUCCUUCCUCAUUUUGCAUUGAAACCAUCUUUUCAAGUGUAUCAAGUAUCAACAGAACGAGCUUUCCGAUGUCUCGUCUUAACAAGCUUCAUGACAGAAAAAGCUCGUUCUGCUGUUGCGGCUGAAACAAACAAAUAAAGGACAAGUCAGAUUAAACUACGAGUGAUGAAAAAUCAAUCUAUGGCCGUGUUUGUUU
Molecule: messenger RNA, 1323 nt
Organism: Sorghum bicolor (sorghum)
Lineage: Eukaryota; Viridiplantae; Streptophyta; Magnoliopsida; Poales; Poaceae
Product: peroxidase P7
Exons: 3
Coding region: 36-992 (318 amino acids)
Biological process (GO): response to oxidative stress; hydrogen peroxide catabolic process
Molecular function (GO): heme binding; peroxidase activity
Source: RefSeq, a predicted model, not a curated record